CAGGGUGAAAAAAGUUUGAUCGCAGCAAGCUGGGCGAUCAUAGUGACCAGAUUUUUUUUCUUUAAAAAGUGAAAACCAAAAAAGGAGAGGGAAGAAUGAGGAUUUACCUUUCCUUGGGGGUGCUGUUCUGUGCUGUCUCGACGCUGAACGCUGCCACUGAUAAGGUGGUGUGUUAUUUCGGCAGCUGGGCAACCUAUCGGGUAUCGAACGGUAAAUUUGACGUCGAAAACAUCAAUCCCAGUCUGUGUACGCAUAUUAUCUACUGCUUCGUGGGGCUCGAUUACACUUCCUACACGGUUAAGCAUUUGGAUUCAUAUGCUGAUAUCAGUUUAAAGGGGUUCACUCGGUUUAUGGCUCUGAAGAAAACAAAUCCAAACGUCAAAUUGCUUCUGGCGAUCGGCGGCUGGAACGACGGUUCGGUAGCUUAUUCCAAAAUGGCUGCCUCAUCAACAUACAGAUCGACUUUCAUUCAGUCGGUGGUUAGUCUACUCAAAACGUACGGAUUCGAUGGUUUGGACGUUGACUGGGAAUAUCCGACACUGAGGGGAGGUGAUCCGGAUGAUCGUAUCAAUUUUAUAACGCUGCUAUCGGAGCUGCGCGGUCGCUUUAACAGUGAAGGUCUGCUGUUGAGUAUCGCAGUGGGUGCCACGAAAGAUUAUCACCGAUCGGCUUACAAUGUUCCGCAGAUCAACCAAUUUGUAGACUUCGUUAACGUGAUGACGUACGAUCUGCAUGCCUACUGGGACGCACAAACCGGCCACAAUUCGCCGCUGUACGCGGCGACCUGGGAAAUUGACUCCGUUACCAGUAUGUACAAUGCGCGGGAAGAUUGCGCCGCGUUGAAUUAUGUUUACUCUGAUGCUUGUUGUUACUAA
This is a messenger RNA of Wyeomyia smithii (pitcher-plant mosquito), 875 nucleotides long. RefSeq names its product probable chitinase 2. Gene Ontology annotation, biological process: chitin catabolic process; carbohydrate metabolic process. Gene Ontology annotation, cellular component: extracellular region. Gene Ontology annotation, molecular function: chitin binding; chitinase activity. Lineage: Eukaryota; Metazoa; Arthropoda; Insecta; Diptera; Culicidae. The transcript has 4 exons. Bases 96 to 875 code for a protein of 259 amino acids. The record is from RefSeq and is a predicted model, not a curated record.